AAAAAAAAUUAAAAAUUGAAAGGUCGGUUGUUUUUUUAUGGGAAGUAUGGAUGGAAAAUCUCGGAUAUGGGCAAAAAUAUUUCGGCCUCACCGUCCUACUCCGAAAUAACCGAUAUUUUUCCGCACGGAAAUGUCUCCGGUUAACCUGAGGGAGUGUAUGGAAGAAAUGGUGAAGUACACUCUGGAGUCUCACAUAAACGGAACCCUUGAAUUCGAUCUAGGACUCUCCAACUCCUUCUGCUCCGACCUACUCAAACUCGAUCCCAACACCACCACUACCGAAUCUGUUGAAGGAGAUCCUCCAUAUCCCUUAUACAAGCAUCUAGCAGCAGCUUUAUUAGAAUCAAUCAAUUCUAAAACCUUUUGUAGGACACAGAGCAGUUUGAAGUUUAUCCCAGAAGGAAGCUCCUUGAAGCAGGAAGAAAAUGAAUGGCAAAAGCUGGUUUUGGAAAAGGGAUCCGAAAUUGUGAAUAUUUUGAAGUCUGUUGUCCAUGAACUUCAUGUUCAGGAGCCUUUCUUUUCGCAGCUAAAAGAUGGCAAGAAAACAAUUGAAGGAAGGUGUGCCGUUGGUGACUACAAUAGAAUUGGUUCAGGAACUUUGAUUCUUUUCAACAAACGUGUGGUCCUUGAAGUUCAGGAUGUCCACCGGUAUGCUUCGUUCUCUGAAAUGUUGGGGGCAGAGAGUCUUGCAAAGGUUCUUCCUGGAGUUGAAACCAUUGAAGAAGGUGUACAAAUCUACAGGAAGUUCUACACAGAAGAGAAAGAAAAGACAAAUGGCGUUCUUGCAAUCCAUGUUUCGAAAGUGGAUGUUCAGCCUUACACUUCUCUGGCGACCCUAAUCUCUGUAUUGAGUUAUGGGGGUGUUCAAGGCCUUCUUGGUCUGACACACACCACAGGGACUAUUCCAAAUGCACUUUCCCCACCAAGAUGAAUUUUGCUAUCAUCAUUUACCCUUCUAUGUAAGCCCAACGUAAGAUGGUGACUUUUAAUUAAUUGCCUGUCUUUUGCACUGCAAGCAGAAGACUUAAUUUAUGCCUUGUUAGGAACCGCUUUCUCUGUUAUACAUUUUGGAACUGCUUAGCUUAAAUUUUUGACAUCUAAAUCAUCAAGUCAAAUGAAGAAAAGCUCUUUUAUUUUAUUUUUAUUUUUUAUUUUUUUUAAUGAGGAAGCCACCUUUCAGCAGCUAUGCAGUUAAGCUAUAAAAGAGGAUCAAUCUUAUCUGUAAGGGAAAAUAAGAAGCCCUGCCUUGUCUGCACCGCACACUCAGGCACCUAAGUUGUGACCAAUCAUUUAAUAAGUUUCAUUUUGAAAAUUCAUAACAAAAUGGGUUAAAUUGAAAAUUAUAAGCAUUGGUGAUUUAGUUCUUAAACAAGAAUGGGUGGGACCCAUGACCCUGAAAUUUCUCUCUCGCUCUCCCCCCCCCCCCACCUUUUCUUCUUUUUAUCGUGUAUGUAAAUUGAAUUUUUAUGAAAGAUUUUUGAAAGUACAGUAACCAGCAAUUAACUCCUGAAACCUAAUAGCUUCUAAGGGAGAGCUUCUUAGGCAAUUGCAGCACUUGAAACAGCUUAUCUAAUUGCAGAUGAAAGUACAAUUACACUGCAGAACUUGAAAGUACAAUUAUACUGAAAGUACAAUUAUCUAA
Quercus lobata is the source of this 1642-nucleotide messenger RNA. RefSeq lists its product as uncharacterized. The transcript is spliced from 8 exons. Bases 131 to 931 code for a protein of 266 amino acids. The record is from RefSeq and is a predicted model, not a curated record. NCBI's taxonomy places the organism in Eukaryota, Viridiplantae, Streptophyta, Magnoliopsida, Fagales, Fagaceae.